This is a messenger RNA of Closterium sp. Naga37s-1, 3497 nucleotides long. NCBI's taxonomy places the organism in Eukaryota, Viridiplantae, Streptophyta, Zygnematophyceae, Desmidiales, Closteriaceae. The record is from the annotation of a GenBank genome assembly.
UCUUGCACGGGGGCCCAGGCGCGGGGUGUUGGCCCAACCAUGCGCGCUUCUUCGACCCGGCAGCGUACCGCAUCGUGCUGUGCGACCAGCGGGGGGCAGGCAGGUCCACCCCUGCGGGGUGCGCGGUGGAGAACCGCACAGACCUGCUGGUGGGGGACAUAGAGGCGAUAAGAGAGCACCUCAACGUGGACAGGUGGGCGGUGGUGAUGGGCGGCAGCUGGGGCACCACUCUAGCGCUGGCAUACGCACAGGCGCACCCGGGGAGAGUGGCGGGCAUGGUGCUGCGAGGGGUGUGUCUGCUGCGGCGCCGAGAGAUUGACUGGUUCUACCGCCCGGGCGGGGCAGAGGCACUCUUCCCAUUCGCGUGGCGGGACCUCAUGGCCGCGCUGCCUGCCCGUGCUCCCACACACACGGAAGGCGACGCGGAUGAUGGCGGUGGGAGUGGAGAUGGGAAUGGAACCGGGGAUCGGAGUGUGGUGGCUGCAUUCUACGAGAGGCUUAUGAGCACCGAUGCAGCCGCCAGAGACAGUGCUGCCCGGGCAUGGAUGCGUUCUGAUCCUCCUCUGGAAACUACACAAGCACCAUCAGCGGCAGCGGCAGCACCAGCCCCACCAGCAUCAGCACCAGAAGCAGCAGGCGCAGAACCAGCACCAGCACCACCAGCACACGCACCUGCACAGACAGUAGCAGCAGCAGAGAAGAGAGAGGGGGAACCAGAGGAUGGGAAGGAGAGGAGGGAGGGUAUGGGCGAUGCAGCAGGGAAGGACUUGAUGGGAGGGCCGCACAUAUUGGGAUCAGUGGCACAGGCACGCAUUGAGUGCCACUACUUCCAUCAUGAUGGCUUCCUGACCGAGAACCAGCUGCUACGCAACAUCGAUGCCAUCCGGCACAUCCCCACCGUCAUUGUGCACGGCCGAUAUGACUUUGUCUGCCCCCUCGUUCGCGCAUCGCUCCCCAUGGGGUCCGAUCCAGAUUUGGAGGCCGGCGAGGCUGCGACGGCCGUUGCGCCUCGCCGUCCGCUCAAGCUGCGCCUCAAGGUGGGCGGCGUGGUCGUCGACGUCUCGCGCGCCGCUCCAAAUGCGCCGCGCGGGGAGAGCGAGGGGUGCGGGGGGAGUAGUGCUGACAGCGGGAGCAGCCGCGAGGAGCGUAUCAAAUCCGAUGAGCGCACUGAUCGUGAUGAGCGUGUGAAAUUCGACGACGCGGAUGUUACCGAUAUUCAUCGCAAUACGAAGGAGCAUAGACGCGCUAGAAAGGAAGGUUCGCGGAAGGAGGGAAGGAAGGAAGCGGAGGGCGGGUGGGAGAUGCAUACGCCGCCGAUAGACGAUCGGCGGACGGGCGGGGAAGCGAGAGGGAGAUCAGAUGAGAGAAAGGAGAGGGGGGAGGAGCGGAAGAAGCAGGAGGAGCGGGAGGAACGGGAGAGGCGGGAGAAGCGGGAGGAUGAGGUAGUUGGUUUGGGCGCGGAGGGCGGAAGGCGGUCGAAUACGUCUCCCGCGCGCUUGAAGGACUUGGCUGGUGCGGGGAAGCGGGAGUCGAGGGAGGGGAGGGAGGGCGGGCGCGGGCGGGCAGAGGCGAGCAAGCCGAGGGAGGUUGAGAUGGAGCUGGUCGACGAUGAUCGGACGGUGGAGCGCGCGUCGCGGAGGGAGGGUUUGGACGAGCGCGGUCGGUUGCAGCAGGCGUUGGAGAAGGCGAGGAGGGUGCUGUCGCAGAGCAAGCAGGAAGCACGUUCGAGCCCCAAGGAAGCUUCCUCGUCGCCUGCCUCGUCGCCGUCCUCCCCAGCGACACCUGGAGUCGCCGCCACCGAACUCGCAUCGCCAUCCACACCAUCAACGCCGUCUGCGCCGUCUGCGCCGCAGGUGGGCAGAGCCGCGAGCUUCAAGCGCCCCGCGCCCCUCCGCAGAGCAGCGCCUGUGCACGGGGACUCGCGGGGCGGGGAGAGCGCGGAGAGGGGUCGUGCGGAGGGCGAUCGCGAGAACGAUGAGGAGAGCAGCAGCGCAGCAGGGCAGCAGCACCGUGUGUUCGUGGGCGACCUGGACCCCGCCACCUCCGCCGCCGAGCUCACGGAGGCGUUUUCACGGUUCGGAGCGGUGGUGCACGCCCGCAUGGUGGAGCUGCAGAGCUACGGGUUCGUGGGGUUCAAGCAGCACGCCGAGGCGGAGGCGGCUAUUGCUGCAGGGGAGGACGGCCGCUCGACUAUCAUUGUCCGCGACCAGCGGGUGCGGGUUUCAUGGGCACACGGGUCUCUGCCAGAAUGGAAGAAGGGUGUGGGGGGAUUUUCCUUUGCGGAAGGUUCCUCAAAGCUGCAGAAUGGCCGCAUGAAGAUGCUGGCAGCUACAGCAGCAGCCAGCGCUACAGCCAUGGCAGUGCUGUCAGGUGCCGCCCCUGUCCCCAUGCUUGCGGGCCCUGCUCCUAUGGACGCCAUGGCUGACGAUAUCCCCCUGAAAGAUCAGCUAGAUAUUGUCAUCCCUACCAUUCGCAACCUCGAUUUCCUCGAGCAGUGGCGGCCGUUCUUCGAGCCAUACCAUCUCAUCAUAGUCCAGGAUGGAGAUCCAACCAAGGUCAUCAAGGUCCCUUCGGGUUUUGACUACGAGCUGUACAACAGAAAUGACAUCAACCGGAUCCUUGGCCCGAGAGCGUCGUGCAUCUCGUUCAAGGACAGUGCGUGUAGGUGCUUCGGCUACAUGGUGUCGAAGAAGAAGUACAUCUACACAAUCGACGACGACUGCUUUGUUGCUAAAGAUCCGUCAGGAAAGGAGAUCAACGCGCUUCAACAGCACAUUAAGAACCUGCUGAGCCCGUCCACUCCUUACUUCUUCAACACGCUGUACGAUCCGUACAGAGAGGGGGCUGACUUCGUCCGAGGCUACCCAUUCAGCCUUCGUGAAGGAGUGUCGACGGCCGUGUCACACGGGUUGUGGCUGAACAUCCCUGACUACGACGCACCUACGCAGCUCGUCAAGCCAAGCGAGAGAAACUCAAGAUACGUCGAUGCGGUGAUGACUAUCCCUAAGGGAACCCUCUUCCCUAUGUGCGGGAUGAAUCUGGCGUUCGACCGGGAGCUCAUUGGGCCAGCCAUGUACUUCGGGCUCAUGGGCGAUGGGCAGCCGAUUGGGCGUUACGAUGACAUGUGGGCGGGCUGGUGCAUUAAGGUGAUUUGCGACCAUUUGGGUCUUGGAGUGAAGACAGGAUUGCCAUACAUCUGGCAUAGCAAAGCUAGCAAUCCGUUCGUCAACCUGAAGAAGGAGUACAAGGGUAUCUUCUGGCAGGAAGACAUCAUCCCCUUCUUCCAACAAGUAAAGCUGCCCAAGGAGGCAACAACGGUGGAGCAAUGCUAUCUGGAACUUGCUAAGCAAGUGAAAGACAAGCUCUCGUCGCUGGACCCGUACUUCUCCAAGCUAGGGGAUGCUAUGGUUACAUGGAUUGAGGCCUGGACCGAGUUGAACGCAAAGGCCCCUGCCUCCAGCGUUUCUCCUGCCAAAGCAAAGCAAACUGCCAAGUAG